Messenger RNA from Haliotis rubra (blacklip abalone), 639 nucleotides. Its product is annotated as sulfotransferase 1B1-like. Gene Ontology annotation, cellular component: cytoplasm. Lineage: Eukaryota; Metazoa; Mollusca; Gastropoda; Lepetellida; Haliotidae. The record is from RefSeq and is a predicted model, not a curated record. The coding region runs from base 1 to 639 and encodes 212 amino acids. Gene Ontology annotation, biological process: sulfation. The transcript is spliced from 3 exons. Gene Ontology annotation, molecular function: sulfotransferase activity.
AUGUCACGUGUUAAGGUGGAGGACGCCGGUGGCGACACCAUCUGGCACACUGAACACGACGGUAUCCGCUACCCAAACUUCCUCAACAUCGACUCUUUCACCAACAUCCACAACCUGCCCAUCAGAAACGAUGACAUCUUCAUCUGUGCUUACCCGAAAUCAGGCACACACUGGGUCAGCGAGAUGGUCCGACAUCUUGUCGCAGGUCAUACAAAUCUGAACAGUGUGGAGACGAUCACAAGGGUGACUGAAUACCUUCCACAGAAUGUGACGUCACUUCCGUUACCCAGAAUUCUCAACAGUCAUGACAACGUGAAGCUGCUCCCGGCUGACAUUUUCAAGAAGAGAUGUAAACUUGUGUAUGUGAUGCGGAAUCUUAAAGAUGUAACAGUGGCAUCGUACAACCACACCCGAAACACACGACAGUGCAGGUACCAAGACAAUUGGGAGAAUUACAUGGAAUACUGCGUUCUCGGCAAAUUUCACUAUGGGUCUUGGUUCGACCACGUCCUCGAGUGGGAAUACCUUAAGAAGACGCAUCCUGAUCUUCCGAUACUUACCCUCCAUUAUGAGGACUUACAGGAGGCGAGUGAUUAUUUCUCAAUGCUGCAUAUGCACUUUUGGAACUAUUUGUAUUGA